Messenger RNA from Octodon degus (degu), 4506 nucleotides. RefSeq names its product tripeptidyl peptidase 2 (gene Tpp2). The record is from RefSeq and is a predicted model, not a curated record. Gene Ontology annotation, cellular component: cytosol. The coding region runs from base 91 to 3414 and encodes 1107 amino acids. The transcript is spliced from 26 exons. Gene Ontology annotation, biological process: proteolysis. NCBI's taxonomy places the organism in Eukaryota, Metazoa, Chordata, Mammalia, Rodentia, Octodontidae. Gene Ontology annotation, molecular function: serine-type endopeptidase activity; tripeptidyl-peptidase activity.
GGCCCGCGGCCGCCCUGGUGUCCUCGCGCCGCUCGUCCGCGCGAAGCCUGGCAGUUUGCCUCUUCCUCGUCCGUCCUCCGCCCUGCGUCCAUGGCCACCGCCGCGACCGAAGAGCCCUUCCCUUUCCAUGGUCUACUGCCCAAGAAAGAGACCGGGGCCGCCUCGUUCCUCUGCCGCUACCCGGAGUAUGACGGGCGGGGGGUGCUCAUCGCCGUCCUGGACACCGGAGUCGACCCCGGGGCUCCGGGAAUGCAGGUUACAACUGAUGGAAAACCAAAAAUCAUUGAUAUCAUUGAUACAACAGGAAGUGGCGAUGUGAAUACUGCUACAGAAGUAGAGCCAAAAGAUGGUGAAAUGAUUGGCCUUUCAGGAAGAGUGCUUAAGAUUCCUGGAUGCUGGACAAAUCCUUCAGGCAAAUAUCAUAUUGGCAUAAAAAAUGGCUAUGAUUUCUAUCCAAAAGCUCUCAAAGAAAGGAUACAGAAAGAACGAAAGGAAAAAAUCUGGGAUCCUGUUCACAGAGUGGCCCUUGCAGAAGCCUGCAGGAAGCAGGAGGAAUUCGAUGUUGCCAACAACGGCUCAUCCCAGGCAAAUAAACUAAUCAAGGAGGAGCUUCAGAGUCAAGUGGAAUUACUAAAUUCUUUUGAAAAAAAGUAUAGUGACCCUGGCCCUGUGUAUGACUGCAUAGUGUGGCACGAUGGUGAAGUCUGGAGAGCCUGCAUUGAUUCAAAUGAAGAUGGGGACUUGAGCAAGUCUCCAGUGUUGAGGAACUACAAGGAGGCCCAGGAAUAUGGCUCAUUUGGCACGGCUGAGAUGUUGAAUUAUUCCGUUAACAUAUACGAUGAGGGAAACCUGCUCUCCAUUGUGACCAGUGGAGGAGCUCAUGGUACUCACGUCGCCAGUAUAGCUGCUGGCCACUUUCCAGAAGAACCUGAGCGGAAUGGAGUAGCUCCUGGGGCUCAGAUUCUUUCAAUCAAGAUUGGUGAUACAAGGCUAAGCACAAUGGAAACAGGCACAGGCCUCAUAAGAGCUAUGAUAGAAGUUAUAAAUCAUAAGUGUGAUCUUGUCAACUACAGCUAUGGCGAAGCAACUCACUGGCCAAAUUCUGGGAGGAUUUGUGAAGUAAUUAAUGAAGCAGUGUGGAAACAUAAUAUAAUUUAUGUUUCAAGCGCUGGAAAUAAUGGACCAUGCCUUUCGACAGUAGGUUGUCCGGGUGGAACCACAUCAAGUGUGAUAGGUGUUGGUGCUUACGUUUCUCCUGAUAUGAUGGUUGCUGAAUAUUCACUGAGAGAGAAAUUACCUGCAAAUCAAUAUACGUGGUCUUCUAGAGGCCCAAGUGCGGACGGGGCCCUUGGCGUGAGCAUCAGCGCACCGGGAGGAGCCAUUGCUUCUGUUCCUAACUGGACAUUGAGGGGGACCCAGCUGAUGAACGGGACGUCUAUGUCUUCCCCCAAUGCAUGUGGAGGCAUCGCCUUGGUACUUUCAGGUCUGAAAGCCAAUAACGUUGACUAUACGGUUCAUUCAGUAAGAAGAGCCCUAGAAAAUACUGCAGUGAAGGCUGAGAAUAUAGAAGUAUUUGCCCAAGGACAUGGUAUUAUUCAGGUUGAUAAAGCCUACGACUACCUCGUUCAGAAUACAUCAUUUGCUAAUAGAUUAGGCUUUACAGUUACUGUUGGAAGUAACCGCGGCAUCUACCUCCGAGACCCUGUUCAAGUGACUGCACCCUCAGAUCAUGGUGUUGGCAUCGAGCCGGCAUUUCCAGAGAACACUGAAAACUCUGAAAAAAUAUCCCUUCAGCUUCAUUUAGCUUUAACUUCAAAUUCAUCUUGGGUUCAGUGUCCCAGCCAUUUGGAACUCAUGAAUCAGUGUAGACACAUAAACAUACGUGUGGAUCCCAGAGGCUUGAGAGAAGGAUUACACUAUACAGAGGUGUGUGGCUAUGACAUAGCCUCCCCUAACGCAGGCCCUCUGUUCAGAGUUCCAAUCACCGCAGUUAUAGCAGCAAAAUUGCCUCGUUACAGCCCAGUGAGUGCAAAAACAAAACCUUUAGGAUCAAGAGAUGUUUUGCCAAAUAACCGUCAACUUUAUGAGAUGGUCCUGACAUACAACUUCCAUCAGCCCAAGAGUGGAGAAGUAACUCCAAGCUGCCCACUUCUGUGUGAAUUGCUGUAUGAAUCAGAAUUUGACAGCCAACUGUGGAUUAUUUUUGACCAGAACAAAAGACAGAUGGGUUCAGGUGAUGCCUAUCCACAUCAGUAUUCUUUGAAAUUGGAGAAAGGAGAUUAUACGAUUCGACUGCAGAUUCGUCAUGAGCAGAUCAGUGAUUUGGAGCGUCUGAAGGAUCUUCCAUUUAUUGUUUCUCAUCGGUUGUCUAAUACCUUGAGCUUAGAUAUUCAUGAAAAUCAUAGCCUUGCACUGCUGGGAAAGAAGAAGUCGAGCAGUUUGACAUUACCACCCAAAUAUAACCAGCCAUUCUUUGUUACCUCCUUACCUGAUGAUAAAAUACCUAAAGGGGCAGGACCUGGGUGCUACCUCACAGGAUCCUUGACACUGUCCAAGACGGAGCUUGGCAAGAAAGCUGGGCAGUCUACAGCAAAACGACAAGGAAAAUUUAAAAAGGAUGUAAUCCCUGUUCAUUACUACCUAAUACCUCCACCAACAAAGACUAAGAAUGGCAGCAAAGAUAAGGAAAAGGAUUCAGAGAAAGAGAAAGAUUUAAAAGAAGAGUUUACAGAAGCAUUACGGGAUCUUAAAAUUCAGUGGAUGACAAAGCUGGAUUCUAGUGACAUUUAUAAUGAAUUGAAAGAAACCUAUCCUGCUUACCUUCCACUGUAUGUUGCACGGCUUCAUCAGUUGGAUGCUGAAAAGGAACGAAUGAAGAGGCUGAGUGAGAUUGUGGAAGCUGCAAAUGCUGUGAUUUCUCACAUAGAUCAGACAGCCCUUGCAGUCUACAUUGCCAUGAAGACUGACCCCAGGCCAGAUGCAGCUACUAUAAAAAAUGACAUGGACAAACAGAAAUCCACGCUGGUGGACGCGCUGUGCAGGAAAGGCUGCGCCCUGGCCGACCACCUGCUCCACACGCAGGCGCACGACGGGGCAGCGGCUGGGGCUGUGGAAGGAAAGGAGGAGGAAGGCGAAGGUGCCUUAGAGUCUCUGUCAGAAACGUUUUGGGAAACUACCAAGUGGACUGACCUUUUUGACAACAAGGUUCUGACUUUUGCAUACAAGCAUGCAUUAGUAAAUAAAAUGUAUGGGAGAGGCCUUAAAUUUGCAACUAAGCUUGUAGAAGAAAAACCAACAAAAGAAAACUGGAAAAAUUGUAUUCAACUGAUGAAAUUACUCGGAUGGACCCACUGCGCAUCUUUCACUGAAAACUGGCUCCCCAUCAUGUACCCUCCGGACUACUGCGUGUUCUAGAAUAAAGACCAAGACUUGCCAUUGUAAAGAGAAAGUUUUCUAACAAAUGGAUAUGAGGACAGAUUUGUGGCAUUUUUAGUCUCAUGCAUGUUUUCAUCUACUAUCGAAUGCUGAUCAUUAAAACGAUGUGUAUUUAUCAGAGAAUUCACUGGCGUGUGGCUUAAUACAUGUAAACCUAAACCUCUGACAUGGCGGUGUUCCUGAAUGCCUCCUACAGCUGGCAAGGAAGGGAUGUGCCCUCCUGCCUGCCCCUGGCAAGCAUUUUGAGUUGGGUUGCAGCUUCCUGCAUGCAUGAUAGGUUUUGAACAGUAACUUUUAACUGCAAACCUUUAAAAUUCUAUUUUUUAUUUUAUAAAUGAACAGGGUUUUAACAUGCUUGACUUUGAUUUUCCUCAAUUGUAUGAAGGCCUUAAGAAGCUACAUUAAAAGUAGCUAAAAAUUAUUUAUUGGACUAAAAUUUACUUCAUUACCAGAUUUCCUUUUUUGUUUGUUUGUUUUUGCAAACAUUUACAUUCAAUUAAGAAGAAAAAUAAAACCGGCACAAAGAUGUGAUAUUUGCUGGGACAUAAUUGUUUCAGUAAAUUUUCAUCUUGGGGCUACAAUAGGCAAGUCAUUUCCACAUCUUUCUGAAGUGCACAGUGUCAGAAUGAGUUAAUACAACAUGUGUAAGUGCCAGACAGCUGGAUCUUUAUCAGGAAUUGUAAUCAGACACACUUGGUAUGUUUAUUACAGUUGAAAUAAUGUAAAACACAUGAAUAAAUGUGCAAACCAAGAUCACAGUACACCAUAUGCACUCUGAUACCUUAAUUUUUUUAUAUGAAUAAUAAAAGUGAAUAUUGAAGCCUCUUAAACUUGGUCUUAAUUUUUCAUAAAUCAAAUUUGGGGUUACAGUGGAAGUAAUCCUUAUAAAAAGAUUAAGCAGAUUAUUUAUAGGCUUGCCAUUAUUUGAAUAAUAUAUUUCUAGUUCUUGGUGUGUGAUUAGCUUUUGUGUAUGUUUAACUCCUUAUCCUUUCAUCUUUCUGGUUAUUGUUCCUGCUUCUCAUUCUGCCUCCUGAAAUAAGGUGACAGAAGUAGAUAAUAUUAAAAAGUCUG